This is a messenger RNA of Cajanus cajan (pigeon pea), 3285 nucleotides long. NCBI's taxonomy places the organism in Eukaryota, Viridiplantae, Streptophyta, Magnoliopsida, Fabales, Fabaceae. The record is from RefSeq and is a predicted model, not a curated record.
AAGGGAAAAUUAAAAAAAAGGGAAGCAAUUUUGUCUUGUGAGAAAUAGAAAAGGAGAAAGGAAUACAGAAAAUUGUUUUGUACCUUGCAUUCCCUAUCUAUGAAUGAAAUAGUGCGGGUAUGUGGAAGGCGAGGAGAGGCGAAGCAGGCAGUGGGCAAUUAAGAAGUAACAAGUAACAAGGGUAAGGUAAUUGAUUCUGGAUUUACUCGGAAAUUAUUGUGUUGUGUGAAGAUAGAUUUGUUUAUGGGAGUGCGGGCGGGAAUGGACUUGGCUUUCCAUUCACCCUUUUUUCCAUCACCAUCUCUGAGACUGAGAAGGUCCAAUUCUCAUAAGCCUUUCACUUUCACCAACUUCUCUUUGCCUUCUGCUCUGGCAUAUGAUUCUGAGUUAGAGAAGAAAAAGCAUCAAUUGUUGACCUCUGUCCGAGACACUCAAAGGGGCCUCUUAACAACUCCCGAUCAACGCUCUUCAAUCGAGGAGGCUCUGGUGAGUGUGGAAGGCUACAAUAAUGGUGACCCAAUCCAUUUGGCCAAGCUGGAUGGAACAUGGCGCCUUCAGUAUACUUCUGCCCCUGAUGUCCUCAUUCUCUUCCAAGCUGCUGCUACACUCCCUUUCUUUCAAGUUGGACAGAUCUUUCAGAAAUUUGAAUGUCUUGAUCAAUCUAAUGGAGGUGUUAUCCGCAAUGUUGUCCGAUGGAGUAUUCCAACUUUGCUAGAGGAAGAAGAAGGUGCUACACUGCUUGUAUCUGCCAAGUUUACUGUUGUAUCUGUCCGUAAUAUCUACCUUCAGUUUCAAGAGAUCACAGUUCAAGAUAUAAAUAUCAGUGAAGAGCUGCAGGCUCUAAUAGCUCCAGCAAUACUACCGCGAUCUUUUAUAAGUCUUCAGAUUUUGCAAUUUCUUAGAACUUUCAAAGCUGAAAUCCCUGUGAGGGAUCCAGGAAGGGAAUCAGUAGGAGGACUAUAUUACCUUAGUUAUUUGGAUGAUAAUAUGCUUUUGGGUCGUGCUGUUGGUGGAGGAGGGGUAUUUGUUUUCACAAGAGCCCAAUCUCUCUACUGACGAUCCCAUUGAUCAGUAGCUAAAACUUGUACUGUUUCAACGAGCCCUUGUUUAUGGAAGUGGCCCCAUGGAGAGAGCAAGAAAUUGAUGAGAGGCAUUAGCACAUAAGAAGUUCAGCUUAUUGAAGAAGGCUAUUAUAUGCAAUUGUUGUGUUAAUUUCAUUUGAACUGUGUUUUUUUUUUUUUUUUUUUUUUUUUUUUUUUUUUUUUUGGUGUUGUUUAUGUAUGUUUGCGUAGUUUCUAUUGAUUUCGUAAUAUAUUGGCAAAGUAAGAGACUGCAUGUGUUCAGCGUAGAAUUGUAGAUGUUAAUAUAAGUCAUACAACGUGUUGGAAGAGAUAUGCAGUGUAGGAGUCUUAUAAUUCUUUUUAUAUAGCAUAGGAUAAACAGUAUUAUAUCUUCUGUUAGGAUCUUAUCAGGUUAUUUUUAACUCAUCGAUAGUAAUAUUUGUAGAUUAGGUUGGUAUGUUAUUGGGAGAAGAAAAUUAAUAAAACUUGUUUCAGUUGUUGAUACUCUUGAGAGUGUAUCAAUCAGCUUCGUAGCUAAUAGAUGUUCAAAUUCAAAUUUGACAAAAUUUAUCUACAGUUCUAUAUAUAUAGGUGUUUUUAUUUUUUAUUUUUAUUUUUAUAAUUAUAAUUAGUUUUAUUUUGACAAUCUUGCCUAUAAAGGUUUUAAUUAAAAAAGUAUGCGUGAAAUUUCAAGUCUAAUUGAGUAUAAAAAUUAUUUAAUUGUAUAUAAAUUUUGUCAUUUUGAAACAGCAAGUCAAAGAAAGCACCAUUUAAACAUAACUAGAAACAGGAGAGGGAGAAUAAUUAAUCUCAAAUAAUUAGCUUCGUUUUGUUUCAAACAAAACAUGUAUUAUUUUCUGUAUAUAGUGAAUCCAUUUAUGGGACUGAGUCCCCUCCCUUGGAGGAUAGGAUUAAGCUGAGGCCCAAAUGGAAAUUAGAUGGAUCCAGAAUAGAUAUAAAGGCGAAAAUAAAUUGGAAUUUAAUGGUGAGAGUGACCCGGUGAAAUACAUUUUAUUUUUAGGAUGGUGAUGGGAAUAGGAUGGGCAGAACAGAACUUGUGGACCUGUGAAUAUAGUAAAUUUUUGUCUUGUCAAUUUUGCCUAGAUAUAAGAUAUUUCAUAUUCACAGUGAAGGACUACGUUCUACGAAUCCUGACGUGGAGGCGUUUGAUUGGUUAUGUAAUGAAAAAAUAUUAGGUGGUUAGGUGAAAUAAUGAAAAGAUAAUAUAAUAAUAGUAUGGGACACGUAAUUGUUUACGGUACGACACAACCCAGGGCAAGAGAAAUUGUUUGGUAGAGUAUGGAGAAUAAGAAUUCAAGGAAGAGUGAUGAAGAGAUUGGGAAGGUUCCCGAUGAUGUGUUGAUAGAGAUAUUGGUGAGAGCAGGGGUGAAGGAGUGGUCACAGAUAUGCUGUGUGAAGAAGCAGUGGGCUUCUCUUUUCCGGUGUGAAUGGUUCUGGCAAGCUGCUCUUGCCCAUAAUUAUCCACAAGCACUUGCACUGCCUCAAACAUGGCCUGGCCCUAUUUCUCCUCCUCCUCAACCCAACUCCAAGAGGAGAUUCAUUGCCUUAUACAUUAGUCAACACAUCUUCUCUUCCAACCUUCAAGUAGACGAAAUCGUUGGUCACACUUAUCUCUUCUUGAAAGAUCAACUUCAACUCUCCAUUAUGCCACCUCAUAGUGGAAUACUUCAUGGAACAAUUAUUGCAGAUCAGUUCAUUGCUUGUGGCAAGUCAAGAGACGUUGCCCACGAACUUGGUUCUCGGAUUUGGCUUGCUCUUCUCGACAAUUUGGAGGAUAACCACGAUACAUUUUCCUUACUUAAACGCCUUGCCCAAGAAGGGGAUCAGGUUUUUCUUCCAUACCCUUACACCAGAUCAGCGAAGGUCCAAUGGAGGGUGUUUGAGAAGCUGUUUACUGAUUUCCGUGAUUGCUUCAACCAUGUAGAUUAUUAUGAUAUGUUGGCAUGUGCCAAAGCCAGGUUUCAGCCAAUACCAUCUUCUUGGUUAGGUUACUAGCAUAUAGGGCCUCCAUUAAACCACCUCUGUCUAAUGAACCGUAAACCUUUAUUCAUGUAUGACUAAAAUGAACCCCCUCUCUCUGAAAACUGAAAUACCAAUUUCCUUCAAUUGCAAUGCAAGGACUGGACGGCAGGGUGUUAAUUUUCAUGUGGUUAGUGCUAUUGGAUUGGACAUUGGAGUAAACAAAAUUUAUUUUUAAUGAUUC